AUGUCUUUUCCGGUGAUAUCUGCCAAAUCUUGGUUUGGCUUUGAUCUAGACGACACACUUCACGAAUUCCGACGAGCAUCGGCCUUCGCCUCAGAGCAUGUUUUCCAAACCAUUCAUACUGCAAAUCAACACCUGAGUAUCGAAAGUCUCAGGGAUGAUUACCGGACCAUUCUGCGUAAUGCAACCGCCAAUGCCUUCACGGAUGGAAGGACCUCGACCGAGUACCGCCGCGAACGAUUCGACCAGCUUCUUCAGACGCAGGGAUUCUCUGAUACUGCUCUUCUCGAACGUCUGCUAGAAGUAUAUCACGACUCUUUGCGAGGGAAUUUGACCCUCAAGGAUGGUGCAUUGCAUCUCCUGCAGACUUUACACCAACGAGGGAAGAAAGUCAUUGUCAUCACCGAGGGCCCGGCAGAUGCACAGGAGUGGACUGUGCAAGAACUUGGCAUACGGCCUUAUAUCGACGUGCUCGUGACGACCAACGAGAUUGGAAGAUCUAAAUUGGACGGGCUCUUCGGCACUGUGUUGAAGAAAUAUGAAAUUGCCACAGAUGAGAUUAUCUACUUUGGCGAUAACCCGGUGCGCGACAUCCAGGCUGCGCGAGCAGAGGGGCUUCUAGCGGUGCUCUAUGAUACGACGGCAAUCACUGAUUUGGAAGACGCAAAUGCAUUGCGGGUGAAUUCGUGGGCGACUGUAGAAAAUAUACUCGUCCGUGGAGAGUAA
This is a messenger RNA of Penicillium salamii, 723 nucleotides long. NCBI's taxonomy places the organism in Eukaryota, Fungi, Ascomycota, Eurotiomycetes, Eurotiales, Aspergillaceae. The record is from the annotation of a GenBank genome assembly.